This is a messenger RNA of Anguilla rostrata (American eel), 2587 nucleotides long. RefSeq lists its product as uncharacterized. The transcript is spliced from 4 exons. The record is from RefSeq and is a predicted model, not a curated record. The coding region runs from base 555 to 1739 and encodes 394 amino acids. Lineage: Eukaryota; Metazoa; Chordata; Actinopteri; Anguilliformes; Anguillidae.
AUUUCUGUUACUGUAGCAGUAUAGUAGUAUUCGUGUUAUAACCCUAUUUAACGAAUGUAUAGACCUAAUUCAUCGUGUGAACUUUUUGUGACUAAAGUUAGAUCUCAGCGGCAAGCAACGAGUAUUACGUUUUCGUAACGACGACAGUUUAUAGACGUCAUGAUGAAAUAACUUUGCUCCUCUAACGGGGGCGCUACACCCAAAAUACAACACAAUAUUGUGGAGAAGUCGGUCACCACCUCGGAAGCACAAGCAACCCGGAAAGAUACAGUAUUUGUCAAAUUGAUACAGUCUACAGGCAAUGUUAAUGUUAUUACUGGUACUGCAAUUACACAUUUAUUUUUGCAAUUUAAAAUCGAAUGGCACUGUCAUCAUGAAUGCACCAGCUCGCUAAACCGAUACGGAUACGUAACGGUUUAAAAUAUACCUAGCUGGCUGAAUCUGAAUACUAGCUACCCGAAUAGCAAGCCACUGCAACUUUUGUUAUCAAAACAGCUGGGAUCCUAAAAACCACUGUGCAUUCCAGGAAAAGUCCGGUACGAUCUGGCGUGCAAAUGACUACACACGAAAGCUGUAUGGACUCAUUUCUGUCGGAUGAAGAGGACGCCCGCGCGAUUGAAGACGCGAUUAAGGCAGCAAUAAAAGCUGUCAUGUAUGUUUUGUGCAACAUAAACAACAACAAAAUACGUGCGUAUGAAAUGAUGGUGGCCCAGAGGGACAGAGAGAACGAAAGACUGAGAAUGCAAAUGAAGUCCGCUGAGAUGGAAUUGAUAUCACUGCGGCGAUACAGACGGACAAUGGGACAGGGGGGUCUUGUGGAUUCUGUUUGCAGCCUUGACUCCGGGAUUUCGUCGGAAGAAAACAGCAAACAGGAUUUGUGCGCUAAAUCAGGGUCGUGCGACGCCGAGGAAGACAUGCGCGGCCAACCCCUGUGGAGCAAGGAGUUUGCCACUGAGUGUACCGGUCCCUGUGCAAGUGCGGCUGACCAGGCGGAGCGUGAAGGUUGGGGGACGACGGUUGACCCUUCCCUGGUCGCAUUCGGCGAAGGUCUUCGCUGCAGGUCACGGGGGGAGUGGACCAACGGCGGCCCGCUGAAAUCGGACGGUGACAGCGGGCACCCCGCAGCCGCUGCGGAGGGCCCCGUCCCGGUGAAGGAGGAACCCCCCGAUUUUGAAACCGUAUGCGUGAAGUGGGAAGUCUGCGAUCGCGGUGUUCCGGUGGGUGGCGGCGCUCGCCCCGCGCCUAAAAACGGCACCGCGUCGACGUGGUCCAGAGACGGAGCUCUCCCUUGUGGCGAGAGGCAGAAGCACAGCUUCGGUUUCCCCGGUCUUCCAGGAGAGAGGACAACGCUUCCCCCGACCUGCCAAAAAAGCGCAUGCUCGGUUUGGCCGGAUUUGGAGAUGAAGAGAAUGUCCAACAGGGAAAAGCUGCAACGCUACAGAGCCAGGAUACGGGCGGACCCAGACAAGUACCGGGUGUACCGGGAAAUGGACCGUCGUAGGUACCAGAUGAGGAAAAAGUCCAUAAAAGAUCUUCCCGAGCACUGUCAGAAGCUGAAGCGGGAGGCGUGGAGAGAGGCGGCCAGGCGACACCGCGCGCGGAAGAAGUCCUGCCCUCCGAUUGGCCCUCACGUCGACCUUGCGCUAAACGUGGAGGUGCCAUUGGACCCCACCGAAAUUCUCCAGAGCUGGGAUCCCACAAUGUGCACUGGCCAAGGAAACCAAGUCCCAUUGGAUUGAUGGGCGAUUUUGUACCUGUUAAGACUGGAAGUUAUUAAAUUUGGCACCCCCUUUUGGUGGUUUGUAUGUAUACAGAGUAUUAUUCUUACUGUGUAUAAUCCAUUUAUAAAGGUUGAUAUUUAACUUUUGGCUGUUUAGGUCAAGUACUUCACUCUUGAGCACAAGGGCUGUGCCCGCACUCUGGUUUCGAACCUGCAACUCUCUGACUCUAAGGGUAGCUUUCUAAGCACUGUGCUGUCACAGCACUCUAACCGAGGUUAAAUUACUGCUGUUCUUACAUGUUUAUUCAGAAUAUAUUUUACCUGAAUUUAUUUAUUUUUUUAGUUUGGUCAUAUGCAUAUGAACAUGAAGAUAAAUAUGACAGAUUAUUUUGUCGAUUGAGUCAAUUUUUCAGUUGAGGGAUUUUUGGUCUAAUUGCAAGGACUGGCAGGCCAUUAAAGUCAACAGCAGGUUAAGGCAUUAUUUAUUUCAACACCCAAAUGAGGCAAAACAAAAAUUACUGGCAGAGAUGACAUCAUGUGUGUUAUUUCCGCUGUCUUUUGGCGUAGGGGAAACACAUUGUGGGACUCUUUGUGUUCUGCGUGUGCAAAUGUAGUGUUAUGGACUCCAGAGCCAAGGGUCCUCACUCCUACUGUGUGUAUUCAGCUGCAAAUGCAGUUCUGUAUUUGUCACUGCUGACAUUAUGACCUGCUGAUAUUAUAACCUGAAAUCAUUUGAAGUGAAAAUGCCAGCUGUGACAGUGCAGAUUUUGAUGUGGUAUAGCCUCAUGGAGCAUGUAGUGUUUUAUGGUUAUUGUAAUAACUUGUAAUAAUUCAAUUUUUUGGAUUAAAACUACGCUUGGCAAAUGU